GAGCUUAGCAUCGAAGGCGUAUGGCGCGCUGUCUCAGUCGCGCAAAAGUACGGCUUCUCCACAUCCUCAGAAUCGGCCACUGCCUGGUUCGACGAGUGGUAUAAGAAGCUCGCAAGCCUGGUCAAGGCUGGCUACAAGCAUUAUACCAUGCUCCUUUAUCCCGCCUUCAUUUUCGGCCAUCGCGGCGCCUUCGCACAAGCUACCAAGUACCUUGUCUACCACAAUACAGGAAGCUACAUUCCUGACCACCAACCGAGGGAGUUCAUCCUCGAGCCACCAGCGAACGCCCCUAGUCUCCAUAUGCCUCAGCACAUCAUGCACCAGAUCAACGCUGCUAGGGCCAGACUAAAGACGAUCCUCCAUCGCGCUCUCUACACUCCAAUUGACCGCCUGCUGAAGGAAGCUCGCUGCAACUGCGCGCCCACAAUCCUGUACAACUACGAGAGCAGUCUGGCUCGCACUGGAGUCUGGCCUUUGGAAUCGAAGCUGAUGAGUGAUUCUGUUAUUAGUGCGAUCCAUGACCUCCGGGCGUACGACGGCAAGCAGUGGCAGAUCCAGACCUGUGGCAGUCUAGCAUGCACCUUCGACUUCGACAAAAUUGUGAUUACUGCCCGAGAAGAGAUUGGCAACUACUUCACUGGACUAUGCUUGGAUUGCAUGACAGCCUCCAAGGGUGCCGAUGCUGAUGAGAAGUACUGGUCUCACAGCAAGCCUGGUGUCAAUUGGGACCAAGGCUGCGCAGUGAGUCAUGGUCAGCCAUCUUGGUACUUCUCAUUCAUGGGACCACGCGAGGACAUGACGGAG
Messenger RNA from Pseudocercospora fijiensis CIRAD86, 804 nucleotides. RefSeq lists its product as uncharacterized. The record is from RefSeq and is a predicted model, not a curated record. The transcript has a single exon. NCBI's taxonomy places the organism in Eukaryota, Fungi, Ascomycota, Dothideomycetes, Mycosphaerellales, Mycosphaerellaceae. The annotation marks the transcript as partial.